Molecule: messenger RNA, 1086 nt
Organism: Trichophyton benhamiae CBS 112371
Lineage: Eukaryota; Fungi; Ascomycota; Eurotiomycetes; Onygenales; Arthrodermataceae
Exons: 6
Coding region: 1-1086 (361 amino acids)
Biological process (GO): L-tyrosine biosynthetic process
Molecular function (GO): prephenate dehydrogenase (NADP+) activity; NAD+ binding; prephenate dehydrogenase (NAD+) activity
Source: RefSeq, a predicted model, not a curated record
AUGAUCGUAGAGGCGAAGUUCAUUGCAUCUGUUGUUGAAGAAUAUGGACCGUCUACAAAGGUUGGAGCGAUUGUAGGAGGCCAGACCUCUUGCAAGGCCCCUGAGCUUGAAGCCUUUGAGAAGUAUCUCCCCAGUGACGUGGAGAUAUUAUCGUGCCACUCACUCCAUGGACCAAAUGUCAACCCCAAGGGUCAACCAUUGGUCUUGAUUCAACAUAGAGCAUCAGACGAAAGCUUGAAGUUCGUUGAAGAGAUCUUCAGGUCCUUCCAAUCCACAUAUGUCUAUCUCAGUGGAGAAAUGCAUGAUCGGAUCACCGCAGAUACCCAAGCAGUCACGCACGCUGCGUUUCUAAGCAUGGGAACAGCAUGGCAUGCAAAUAGCCAAUUCCCAUGGGAAGUUCCCCGUUAUGUUGGAGGGAUUGAGAACGUUAAAAUCAACAUCACACUGAGAAUAUAUGCGAACAAAUGGCAUGUGUAUGCUGGCCUUGCCAUUCUCAAUCCCGCUGCCAAAAAGCAGAUCAGACAGUAUGCGGAAUCAGUAACGGAGCUGUAUAAGCUGAUGCUGGGUGGGCAUCGGGAAGAGUUGACAAAGAGAAUCAAGACUGCUAGAGCUGCUGUGUUUAAGAGCAAUUCAGCAAGGCAAGAUCUAUUACUCCAAGACAACGUCCUUGAUAGAUUUUCUCUAUCAAAAGGAGGCACGGAGAGGAUGCCGAAUAAUCACCUAAGCCUACUUGCCAUCGUCGAUUGCUGGUGGAAACUAGGGAUAGUCCCUUAUGACCAUAUGAUUUGCUCAACUCCCCUCUUCCGUCUCUGGCUAGGAGUUACAGAGUACUUGUUUCAGAACGAAGAACUUCUGGACGAAGUGAUUGACACCGCUAUAGAGGACAACACAUUCCGCUCUGAUGACCUUGAAUUUACCUUUGCAGCUCGAGCAUGGUCAGAAUGCGUAUCCUUUGGAGACUUUGAGUCGUAUCGUGACAGGUUUGAGAAAAUACAGUCUUACUUUGCUCCAAGAUUCCCUGAAGCAGUCCGCGUUGGCAAUGAGAUGAUGAAGACCAUCUUGGAAAAGACGUCAAAGCCAUCUUGA